Molecule: messenger RNA, 1158 nt
Organism: Magnolia sinica
Lineage: Eukaryota; Viridiplantae; Streptophyta; Magnoliopsida; Magnoliales; Magnoliaceae
Product: auxin-induced in root cultures protein 12-like
Exons: 1
Coding region: 16-975 (319 amino acids)
Source: RefSeq, a predicted model, not a curated record
CAUAGUAUCCACAACAUGGACGAUUCUGAUCUUUCCAUUACUUCGAACGCGGUCCCCAAUGAACGGAUACAAACAAUACAAAGUAAAUCGCGACGGAUGCAAAACGAAUUCCUACUCGAAUCUCCUACAAAAAGGGCUCCGGCACCCUUCUCUCCUCUACUCGAACCCCUCCUUGUUUUAACGUCUCAAGAUCUAAAAUCCAUGGAUUCUCUUUCUCUUACUGCAGCUGUAGCUGCUAUAUCUCUCCUUGCGAUAUUUACAACCCCAUGCCACUCAGCUACACCUACAACCAGCUGCACUUCUCAAUCCUUCUCAAACAACAGAAGCUUCUCCCUCUGCAGCAAUCUCCCCCACCUCAGUUCCUCCCUCUUCUGGACCUACUAUCCGUCCAACUCCACUGCAUCCAUCGCCUUCGUCGCUCCUCCCGCACAACCAACAGGCUGGAUUGCAUGGGCUAUCAACCCAACGGCCACAGGCAUGAUCGGGUCCCAGGCCCUCAUCGCUUUCCAAUCCAACGGGUUGAUGAAGGUCCAGACCUUCAACAUCACCGGUUACGGCCCCGUCCAGCCCUCCCCCAUCUCAAUCAACGUCUCUGAUCUUUCAGCCGUGUUCGACAAAGGGCUAAUGAUGAUCUUCGCCACGGUGACGUUGCCUCAGAACAAGACGACGUGGAACCAGGUAUGGCAGGUGGGGUCCACUGUAACCAACGGUCUACCUGAUAAGCAUGCGUUCGCCACGGAUAAUUUGAAUGCGAAACAGACGUUGGAUUUUCUGAAGGGGGCGACUAGUGGGACCGGGACCGGCGGGCAGCAGAAUGGAACGGUGAGCGUAAUAGGGAAAGCGCCAGCAUCGGCUCCGUCGCCUUCGUCGCCGUCUUCAUCGCCGACUCCUUCUUUCUCGCCUCGACGUGCUAUUUAUCGGCCGUCGUUUAUGAUGGGCUUGGUUUUGUUUGUGAUUUUUAUAUGCAGUGUUUGAUGGGUGGAUUUUUAGUUUCUGAUUUUGGAGAUUGUCGGAUUUGGACUGUUGAUAGAUAUCAUCUUGUUUGGACUGAGAUGGGUAUCUGAUCUAAUCCGAUAUUUGUGUUUGAGAUGGUUGUGUUUUCUUUUUCUUUCAUACAUUGGUCAGUUGAAUAGUCGUUUUGAGAUUAUUAUUUUUUGU